AUGGAAAGCCUGGGGCCACUCUCAGGUCCUUGGGCUCGGCCCUCUCAGGUCCACGCCGGGACCGGCAUUCCACCAUCCACGCGGCCACGUACAGUCCAGGUUUCACGGGCGAAGCAGCCGCGCCGCAGCUUCUGGGGGUCCACCCCGGCUUCACCGAAAGUGGGUGGACCUUCUGUGACAAGGGACGGUGAUUGCCUGGGCCACAAAGGUUCCGGACUUGCCGGUUUGGACCGUGCGGCUGGCAGACCUGUGGCGUUUGACGCUGCCAGGACCACCUGCUGGGGUCACCACCGUGUGAAGAUCGGACGUUCAGAACUCAAGAUGACCCAAUGGCGCUGUGAUGCGGACUGGAAUCCCUGCGCCUGCGCCGGUUUCCCAGAGCCCAUUUGGGCUCAGAAAGGACCCAACCCGUUCGCCAGGGUGACAUGA
Durusdinium trenchii is the source of this 429-nucleotide messenger RNA. Lineage: Eukaryota; Dinophyceae; Suessiales; Symbiodiniaceae. The record is from the annotation of a GenBank genome assembly.